This is a messenger RNA of Clunio marinus, 279 nucleotides long. NCBI's taxonomy places the organism in Eukaryota, Metazoa, Arthropoda, Insecta, Diptera, Chironomidae. The record is from the annotation of a GenBank genome assembly.
AUGAUCAACCGGAUCUCACGCCACAAAGGUAUUCUUGGUACAAUGGUGUUCAACCAUGAUGGAAUUGCAAUUAAAUCAAGUCUCAACGAAACAACAACAAACUUUUGGGGUUCGCAAAUAAAAGAUAUUAUCAAGAGUGGUUGUGAAGUUGGAGAAGCAUUUGAAGAAGGAAAUAUUUUGGCAAUGAUUCGAAUUCGUUCGAAAAAGUAUGAAGUUUGUUUUGUACCUGAAAAAGAUUUUAUUUUAAUAACAAUUCAUGAACAAGUUGAUGAAAAUUAA